AUGUCAUCCUCGAGAGCACACGCCCUUGCCCAGCCACGCAACCUCCCUCUCAAUGUCAACGAAACGACCUGCAAAGACCGCACGUAUAUCGUCACUGGCGCCAAUGUCGGCCUUGGUCUUGAAACAACACGCCAUCUCGUUGCGGCUGGAGCAUCUAAAGUAAUCAUGGCCGUGCGUAGUCCUACCGCCGGUGCCUCUGCGCUCGCGGACAUUGAAGCUAGUACUUCGACCAGUGGAGUUGCAGAGGUCUGGCAUCUCGAUUUAUCCAGCUUCGCCUCGGUGCGUGAGUUUGCUGCACGGGUAAUCGAAGAGCUUGGACAGAUUGACGCUGUGAUUGAAAACGCGGCUGUGGCGAUUGAAGGCACACGCGCGGAGGGAUAUCCGACCACUCUGACCGUGAACGUGCUGAGUACAAUGUUACUGGCGGUGUUACUGCUUCCCAAAUUGAGGUCCGAUGCAGUGAAGUAUGGAUAUGUGCCGCGGGUUAGCAUUGUCACGAGUGGAACGGCUUUCGAUAUCCGAGAGGCGUGGGAGAGGGUCAGAGGGGAUGCGAUUGGGGAGAAUAGUAAAGACGAGGGGAUGGCAAUGUACCCCAUGUCAAAGCUCCUUGAGAUCCUCUCAGUGCGCGAGAUCGCGCGACUGCUUCCUGUCGCACGAGGAAAAGUGGUCAUCAAUUUGAUUAAUCCGGGCCUUUGCGUAACAAGCCUGUGUCGGAAUGGGAGCCCUGAGUUGAAGGAGGGUAUAAGGCAGUUGUGGGAGAAGUGUGGUCGUUCUGCAGAAUGUGGUAGUCGGACGCUUCUCGCAGGGGCAGUGGCUGGUGAGGAUAGUCAUGGUGUCUAUAUGAAUGACUGCGGCCUAGCAGAGUAA
This is a messenger RNA of Pseudovirgaria hyperparasitica, 867 nucleotides long. Its product is annotated as NAD(P)-binding protein. Lineage: Eukaryota; Fungi; Ascomycota; Dothideomycetes; Acrospermales; Acrospermaceae. The record is from RefSeq and is a predicted model, not a curated record. Bases 1 to 867 code for a protein of 288 amino acids. The transcript is spliced from 2 exons.